GAGACGCGUCGGGUUGCUGGAUUCUUCUCUCCUCCCUCCAACCCCCCCUCCACACCCGAUGCCGCUUUCGCCAGGCGACCAGAAUAGUUUGACUCCGGCCCGCCGGACAGCCCCCCGAGGGUUCUAGACCCCCCCCCGAUGCACCUGGACGUUCUAGAACGUUGCAACUUCGUUCGGACGUUCCCUCUCUCGGCUGCCGACGGUGGACAUCCAUUCCCCUCCUCCUCCUCCUCCCGGGGACCUUCGUCUCCUUACCGCCGGAGCAAGUUUGGGGGAAGAGAGAAGAAGGGACGGGAGCCGACCGACCGACCGCUGCUUUUUCCUCUCCCGCGAUCGCGUUAAACGGGGACAACCAUGCUCGUCGCCGACUCGGAGAGUUGCGACCCCGCCGACGUCGAAGCCUAUUUGCCCUGCCAAGGCUGCGAAACUCUGAGACGUAAAAAGGAUAGAGGGAUAAAAAUCCCCCAGCAGCUGGGAAGAGGCCCCAGUUCUUUCAUCCCAGUGGAAGAGAUCCUACAAGAAGGAGUGGAAAGCGCCCAGCGACGGCUCUUCAUAGAAGCCUUUGUUUCAACGGGCAGAGUGGAUAACAUUACUAUGGUGAUGGGACUACAUCCAGAGUACCUGACGAGCUUCUGGAAGACUCAGUACCUCUUGUUGAGGAUGGAUGGGCCACUGCCGUAUCACAAGCGCCACUACAUCGCAAUCAUGGCAGCUGCCAGGCAUCACUGUUCCUACCUGGUUGGCUUCCACAUGGGAGAGUUUCUCCAGGUAGGAGGGGACCCAGCCUGGCUGCGAGGUUUGCAGUAUGCUCCGCAGAAACUCAGGAACCUGAAUGAGAUCAACAAGAUCCUCGCUCACCGGCCCUGGCUGAUCACCAAGGAGCACAUUGAGGCCCUGCUAAAAACUGGGGAAAACAGUUGGUCUCUAGCCGAGCUCAUCCAGGCCUUGGUCCUGCUGACACACUACCACUCGUUGGCUUCCUUCGUGUUCGGCUGCGGCAUCAAUCUGGAGCUUGACCAGGAAGCUGGGCACAUCUUCCGGCCACCUUCGCCACGCAGUUGCGACAGUAGCCCCAACUCGGAAGAUGGGACAAACAGUUCCAGUAGCAAUGAUGCUAUGGAGGAUGUGGAAAUGCUGAUGGAGAGGAUGAAACUGCUGCAGGAAUGCCAGCUGGAGGAAGAAAGUGUCACGCAGGAAGAGAUGGAGACCCGUUUUGAGAUGGAAAAGAGAGAGAGCCUACUUGUGACUCCCUCAGACAUUGCUGAACACUCCCUGCCCCCCAACGUCCUGUGCUUUGUGGAGGAUCCUGAGUUUGGCUACAAGGAUUUCACCAGGAGAGGAGAGCAGACACCUCCCACUUUCCGAGCCCAGGAUUAUACGUGGGAAGAUCAUGGUUACUCGCUUAUCAACCGGCUGUAUCCUGAUGUGGGACAACUGUUGGAUGAGAAAUUCCAAGUAGUGUAUAAUCUGACCUAUAACACCAUAGCUAUGCACAGUGGAGUGGACACAUCCAUGCUCCGAAGGGCUAUCUGGAAUUACAUCCACUGUGUCUUUGGCAUUAGGUAUGAUGACUAUGAUUAUAGGGAAGUGAACCAGCUUUUGGAACGUAGCCUGAAAAUCUACAUCAAAACCGUGGCCUGCUACCCGGAAAAAACCACUAAAAGAAUGUACACUCAUUUCUGGAGACAUUUCAAACAUUCAGAAAAGGUGCACGUCAAUCUGCUGCUUUUGGAGGCCCGCAUGCAGGCAGCCCUAUUGUAUGCUCUGCGUGCCAUCACCCGUUACAUGACCUGACUGGACUUCAUGGGCGAGGCAGCCUUGCUCCUGGACCAGGGAGCUUUCUUCCAAAGACCUGUUUCUGGAAUGUCUGGUGAAAAAAAAAAUCAAGUUACCUCACCUUCUACCUGCGGCUUUUUUUGGAAGCGUUUUGUACGGGGGAUGGACUUUUCAGUCACUCUGCCAAAAAGUGACACUGUGAGGCAGAGGCGGGUUUCAACGUGAACUGUUCCCUUGAUGUGUGAAGGAAACCAACCACUGUUCCAUUGUCAUUACCUGGGGAGCCAUCCGUGGUUUCUUGGUUUUGCCAACGGUGGCCCAAGGUUUUGGAGUUUGAUGCCGAGGUGGCCAGCUCUUGUACAAAAAUUUGAGAAGGUCUUGCCUCCCAUGCUGAUGUCUCUUGAUGAUUACCUUGGUGUGCACCAAAGUUGGAGAUGGCAGCAUUUUAAUGACUUGUGCAAUGAAUACCCUCUGCCCUGUCUACAUCUUCUUCUUCUUCUUUUUUUGCCAUGAAGACGGUCCUGAACCAGCUGAGGCAAAGAUCGCCAAAGAGAUUCCUCUUGCCGUAGACACGGGCUUUACUCUUUCUCUUUGGUCUCAACUUGCUACAGAACUCUGAAUGUAGAACUUUGAACAUUUCAAGCGGGUAACCCCUGAAGCUCUCUUAAGGCGAGGGAGUGGAGAUAUGCCCUGGGUGUGUAUGUGAUGAUGACAAUGUAUGUGCUGAAUUUAUAACAAGCUGGCCACUGGCAUAACUGGUGACUACACACUACAUUUCUUUCUUUUUUUCCCUAAGCUUCAGAUCACAAGAUCUUUGUGUUUCAGAUGUUCUCCUUGCGAAUGUGGAAAUCUCUCAGAGUGGGUGGUGGCUUGCAGACAAGGUCAAAUUAGAAAAAGAAUGUUGAUUUGUUAUUAGUCGGCUGGAAUAUUCUCUCCUCCUGUUGUUCCCACUCCAAAACAAGGCAGAAGAUUUAUCUUAACAUGUGAUUGAUUUCUCAGAUCAAAGAGGUAGCUUCAAGUUCACAACCAGGACAUUUGCUUUUGUCCUCUUUUUUUUGUCCUUGUCUUUUUCUAAGAAGAUUUUUUUUCCUCUGAUGUAAAGCUGUGUUGUUUGGCUGCUAUUAGAUCCCAUUAUCUCCUCUUGCUCAAGGGUUUGAGCUUUGGACAUUGUGAAACUCUUUAUCUUCUCUACAGUCCGCUCCCUGCUAUUCGGAAAGCUUAUAUUGAUGGCUCUAGAAACUGGGAAUUGUCAUCUUUCUCCAUCUGUCAAGCCCAUCUCCUUUUUGAUGAAACAGUCAUAACAUAGUCCAGACGACUUAGAAAUCUGGGGGGCUUGGAAGAGAGAUUGUUGAAUGUUUGUGGAGACUCUCAAUCAUCAUGGUUGCCAUAAAGGUGCUUUUCAACAGGCAACUGGACUUUGUUUUUGUUUUUUUUUAUCCCUUGAAAUUUAAAUUCAAGGAAAAAAAACAAAGUCCAGUUGCCUUUUGAAAAGCACCUUUGAGAUCUUCACCUGAUCUAUUCCAUGCACUGCAGAUUUAAGAAGUGGCCUGAAUAAUUUCAGAUUAUAGGUUCCAGUACUGCAAUUUAAGCUUCUUUCUUAUCAUUUAAAAAAAAUACCCUCUGUAAUAAAAUAAUUUAGCAUGAAAGUGGUGUGGUCCGCCAGCAACCUGUGGCGCUGGCAGCAGAGUUGGACAGUGAGAAGGUUGGGGAGGAACAUGGGCCAGUCCUGGAGUCUGGGGAAGGCUCGGAUGAAGGCUCUGCGUCGGAGGCAGAGAAAGGGCCAUCUGGGAGGUAUGUGCUGCCUCUGGAACCUCCAAAAUCGGACCUCAGCGAGGCAGAGGAACGGGGGAGCCUGUUCCCAGUGCACACAUGCGCAGAAGGCAAGAACAGUUAAAAGGGACAACUCAGGAGUAGGGCUUGGAGAUGAUUGGCUCCUCCCAUAAGAUUUAAAAGAGGAGCGAAAGCAGAUGGGCCUUUGCAGGAAGCAACAUUGUUAAUUUUGUGCAAUUUAAAGUUUGAAGCUCUGUUUGAUUCUGGAUUCCGUGUGGCUUUGCCAAUUAGGUCUUUGGCAGCGUGUCAAGGGAGAUAAAGGUGGGUGAUUAUCAGCCUUAUCCCGAAGGACUUUUUACAACUAUUUGGGACUCAUCUGUGAAUGAACAGAAUUCACAUUGAAAUAAAACAGGUUUUUGGGACUACUCUGUGUUUUACUGACUCAGGAAGAACUAGGUCAGAACAGAAAGAAGCUUGGCUUAGCUUCUCCCUUGUGCUAGACUAGAGUUUUAUUUGCAGAGAAUUUUAGACCUUGUUCCUAGAAGCCAGCCCGAGUUACCACUGCCUUGAGCAACUGACUCAUCCUCUUGAGGUAGCAGUAUGUGAUGACUGAGGCCAUGGCCCGAUGGGGAGUGGCCAAAUUUGUUUUUCCCCUAACUACCACUGAUAUUUGCUGUCCUCCCUAAGAUUGCUGCCCCAACAGAGUGAGCUUUAUUUGUCCGUAUCCCUUUCUCCCUUACUCUGCCCUGUUUGGAAGAGGUGGCAGGGGUGGGAUGGGGAGAGAGAAAUGAACCACUAGACCAGAGGUCUUCAAACUUGGCAGCUUUUAAGACUUGUGGACUUCAACUCUCAGAGAAUUCUGGGAGUUGAAGUCCACAAGUCUUAAAGCUUAAAGUCUUAAAGCUGCCAAGUUUGAAGGCCUCUGCACUAGACCAGGGGUCUCCAACCUUGGCAACUUUAAGCCUGGAGGACUUCAACUCCCAGAAUUCGAGAAUUCUAGGAGUUGAAGUCCACCAGCCUUAAAUUUGCCAAGAUUGAAGACCCCUGUACUAGACUGUUGUUUCCCAACUUUGGCAACUUUUAAGAUGCUGAUUCUGGAAUUCUGGGAAUUGAAGUCUGCGCAUCUUAACAUUUGCUAAGGUUGAGAAACACCGCCUUAACCUUUGUCUGUUUUGUCAGCCAAAUGGGAGACUGACCUUGCAUCAACCCUCUUGGUGCUCACUGAACAUAGCUUUGUGCUGGCUAACCUGAUCAUGUGAAGUCUCCACUGAGCUGCCAGGUCCCUACAUCUGACUGAUUGGAUUCCACUGCUUCGUGAAGCGCUCGCCCUGUGUGAGUGUGUGUGUGUGUGUAACAAGACCUUUGUUGGAAUGUUCAGUUGCAAAAUUACGAUCCCUAAACUGUAGUACAGCAGAUCACAGCUACUAUUAAUGAUACAGAGGUUUCUGUUACUGUCAAACCAGGGGUGAAAUCCAGCAGGUUCUGACAGGUUGUGCAGAACCGGUAGCGGAAAUUUUGAGCAGUUCGGAGAACCUGCAAAUAUCACCUCUGGCUGGCCCCAGAGUGGGGUGGGAAUGGGGAUUUUGCAGUAUCCUUCCCCAAGGAGUGGGGAGGGAAUGGGGAUUUUGCAGUAUCCUUCCCCCAGGAGUGGGGAGGGAAUGGGGAUUUUGCAGUAUCCUUCCCCCAGGAGUGGGGUGGGGAUGGAGAUUUUGCAGUAUCUUUCCUCUGCCACGCCCACAGAACCGACAGUAAAAAAAAUUGGAUUUCAUCACUGUAUCAAACGGAUCUUCUAAACUUCAUGCUCUAAUUAUCAUCAGGUUAUUAGCCACUAGAGAGUAGGAUGGGGAGGAUUUGAACUGUGAGUCUUUUUAUUCCCUCUCUACUACUGCGUCAAGCAAUAUUACAGAAGGUUCAUGUUUUAUUUAACUCAUUUUGCUGUCAAAGCUAGCAGUCCCCCUAAAAAAAGAAAAUUGCCCAUUAGGCUGAACAAAAAGGUGAUUGAGCUUGUCAAGCAAUUUCUCCUUCUUCCUGCUAUUAUUCACUCUUCCUACUCUGAGAAGGAAUGGAACGUCCAUCAUUUCAAAUGUUAGUACCUAGGAAUGGGAGGGUUUAAAAUAUUUUAUCCCAAUCCCAUGGACCUAUUGAUGUCAUGAGCUGGUAGGAGUUGGGAGUCCAGCAGCUAGAAAACUGUAUGUCGGUUAGAUUCUGGCCCUUGGCUCCUUUUUCAUUUCCCCUCCUCUGUAUUACAUUUCAGUUUGGUCCCGUGUGAAUCUUCUAAAUCCUGGAAAAUUUCAGCUCUGGCUUUUUGCUCUCUCUCCACGCUUAUUUUAGAACAAGGGUGCCCAAACUUGGCAACUUUAAGACUUGUGGACUUCAACUCCCAGAAUUCUGGAUCAAAGAUACAAACUUCUUUAGGUAUUAUGGAUUGCUAAAACCCAUCCAUUUUUUAGCCCUUGUGGCCUAAAAGUUGGAGAUUGUAGAAACCAUAAGUCAACAUCUAGAGAACCACAAGUUCCUUACCCCUUGUUUCCAGUUCCUUUUUUUUUUUUUUUGAAAUCUUGGGGUUAAAAUCUGAAUUUUAGACGGAUACUAAGCCCUAAAGUCGUACAAUGCAAAAACAAGCAAGAAUCUGCCCCCCCUCCUUUCCCCCUUGGUAACAACAGCCCAGCAAUAACCAGCUUCAAAUAGCAACUGUGAUGAAGUUGGGUUCCCAGGAAAAUGUGAAGCUUUCCAGGCAUUUCUGAAAUAUACAUAAGAUUCAGUUUGGAGCAAACAACUCGGGUUACAAGAGCUAAAUUUAACUAUUGCAGGGCUGGUCAAAGGUUGCUCUACCUAGACUGUACAGUUGGAGAGGGAGGUGAGUUUAAGCAGCCAACACAACUUUGUGCGGUAGCUCCCUGAAGUAGACUUUGUUUGGCUUAGAGACACAAUCUGCAUUAUUUUGUCCAUUGGCCAGAUUCCUACAGCAGACAUAUAUCUUAGAAGUCCACAAGAGAAGUCCAAGUGGUUACUCUCAGUGCCAGGAACGGUUAUCCUUGAAGCUAAGGGAAUCCAGAACAUGUUUUCAGGCAUUUUAUUUUGUUUUAAAACAAAGGAAAGAAACCCAGGAUUGUGGAACCCAGCUUAUAAAACAGGAUAAUCAGAUGCCACCCCAACAAGAUUUUUCAGACAUUUUGAGAGCCAGUUUGGUUUAGUGGUUAAAGCAUCAGGCUAGAAAGCAUAAGUCUAUGAGUUUUAGUCCCACCUUAGCUAUGAAAGCCAGCUGGCUGUCUCCAAAGUCAGGGCUCUUGGCCCAUCUCACCUCACAGGGUUGUUAUGCGGGGGGGGGGGGGAAGAAGUGUUGGAUAUGUUCGCUGCCUGGAGUUAUUUGUAAAAAUAAUAAUAAAUGCAAAUAAAUAAGUAAAUGUGGGGUACAUAUUGCAGGUUUCUUUUCAGGAAUUCCUGUUUCGCAUAGGGUCAAUAAUGGAUUUACUUAGUUCAGGGGUGUCCAACUUUUCAGAUUUGUAGAUUUUAACUUCCAGAAUUCCUUAGCCAGUAGUGCUGGCUGGGAAAUUCUGGGAGUUGAACUCCAAGGCUUAAAGUUGCCAAGCCCUGACUUAGUAGAUUUUCUUGAAAACUCACAAGAACCAUGGUCUAAAAUUUGCAAACUUUCCGACAGACCUCCUCUGAUUUGAGAAUAUGGUCAGAGUAUUUCCAGCUGGUUGAAACUUCUUAGACUGAGAUGAAAGUGCUUGAGGGGUGUGUGUGUUUAUUAUACUGUUUGGUUGAUUCUACUUCAGUUUAUUAGGAUACCUGCGCAUUUAAUGGUUGCUGCCUGUCUUGAGCUGCAGAGCAAAAACCUUAAAAAUAUCUUGCAGUCUGUGAAAAAAUCCCCAUUUCUGCAGGUUCUUAAGGUUGAGCUAUCCUCUUUUCUCUUGACACUUCAGACCUACUGAAAGAUCUGUAACCCUGACCAUCCAACGGAUAACUUUUUUUUUUUUUUUUUGCCUCUUCCUGAGGGAUGUUUGGCCCACUUGCCUUAAAAUGGUACAAUUCUGUAUGCGUGAAGCAGCGAGAACAUAAUGUCUGGAGCUUUCGCCUGAGUUGUGCCGCUACAUUUCACGUUGGUGCCAGCUUCGGUGAAAAUGAUCCCUGACGGACACCUCGCCAUCUGGUCGCCUCUUUUCCUCCUGGCCUCCUCCCAGAUUAUGUCCUCUUCUUCCUCUCCUACUUAUCACCACCCGGUAGUCUACUGAUCGGGCAGCCUCCAAAUCUCCUGAAUUCAAUCUUUUGCUCCGCAUUAAGUUAUGUUGUUUUUGUUUGUUUGUUUUUUUUAAUGUAUUUUCCUGUAUCGGCGCUGUGACUCUUGAUUCAAAGUGUUUGUUUUUAGAAAAAAAUAAAGUUGCCUUUUUCUUUACCAGA
This is a messenger RNA of Ahaetulla prasina, 7947 nucleotides long. RefSeq names its product sestrin 2 (gene SESN2). The record is from RefSeq and is a predicted model, not a curated record. The coding region runs from base 355 to 1794 and encodes 479 amino acids. The transcript has 10 exons. NCBI's taxonomy places the organism in Eukaryota, Metazoa, Chordata, Lepidosauria, Squamata, Colubridae. Gene Ontology annotation, biological process: cellular response to leucine starvation; cellular response to L-leucine; negative regulation of TORC1 signaling. Gene Ontology annotation, cellular component: nucleus. Gene Ontology annotation, molecular function: L-leucine binding; oxidoreductase activity, acting on peroxide as acceptor.